Molecule: messenger RNA, 3592 nt
Organism: Microplitis mediator
Lineage: Eukaryota; Metazoa; Arthropoda; Insecta; Hymenoptera; Braconidae
Product: UNC93-like protein
Exons: 7
Coding region: 383-2113 (576 amino acids)
Biological process (GO): regulation of potassium ion transport; regulation of muscle contraction
Cellular component (GO): striated muscle dense body; plasma membrane
Molecular function (GO): potassium channel regulator activity
Source: RefSeq, a predicted model, not a curated record
GUGCGGCAGAAUUCGCUUGCAGAUCUCCAGCAGUGUUUCAUUUUUCGAGUAGUUAUUGAUAAAUAAACGUAUAAAUAAAUAAUUAUUUGCAGUGAAGUUUGAAUUAAUUAAAGGAAGACGUGAGUGAUUUAAUUAAGAUAACAAAUAAUUCGUCUAGACUCUUCCGUCAUCGCAAAUAAACUUCCAGUUUUAUUCUCCUUCUCAGCUCGCUUUUAUUCAGCGACUAGAAGAUUUUUUAUUUUUAAUUAAAAUUAGCACUUAAUUGUGGACACUGUGGAGUCGAAUGAGAUUAUAAGGAACAAGGAGACAGGAGGACUGGAAAUCUGGAGGGUGAUUUUUAUUUGGAAAAUUCGGCCUUUUUAAAACGUAGUCAAUAAAUAGAAUGGUAGCAUCUCAAAACGACGGAGAUAGAAGCGGAGGUGGUGAUAAUACUUCGCCGACAUCUAACAAUGCACCAUCGCCAACACCAGCAGAAACACCAGCUGCUGAUGAAAAUGAAACAGCAGUUUACACAGUAUCAGUUAGUGGGGUUGGAUAUAGAAAUGAAGGAUACAAAGAAGAUGGCACUGAUGGAAUACCACCGGAACCAACAAAACCACCCGCGCUGCCAGCCCCCGAGGAUGACACGCAGUCACGUAAAUUCAAAUUAUCUCGCAGCGAAAAGUGGCGGAUACUCAAAAAUAUCGGCACUGUGUCGAUAGCUUUCAUGGUGCAAUUUACCGCUUUCCAAGGGACUGCUAAUUUACAGUCAUCUAUAAACGCCCACGACGGUCUGGGUACCGUAUCACUGUCGGCGAUUUACGCCGCGCUGGUACUGUCAUGUAUAUUUGUGCCGACGUUUCUUAUCAAGAGGCUCACUGUCAAAUGGACCCUCUGCUUAUCGAUGUUGUGCUACGCGCCCUACAUUGGCUCACAGUUUUACCCAAAGUUCUACACCCUGGUGCCGGCUGGAGUCCUACUGGGUCUCGGCGCCGCUCCAAUGUGGGCAGCAAAAGCCACCUACUUGACCCAAGUCGGUGGUGUCUAUGCUAAAUUGACCGAUCAACCUGCCGACGCAAUCGUUGUCAGAUUCUUCGGGUUCUUCUUCCUCGCCUGGCAAACUGCUGAGCUCUGGGGAAAUCUCAUUUCAUCUCUCGUACUAAGUGAAGGAGAAUUUGGUGGCGAAGGUGAUGUUAACUCAACGCGAUAUGCAAAACUAAAAAGUUGUGGUGCUAAUUUUUGUGUGAUCGGCAACGGCGGGGACGAAUCCUUGAAAAGACCACCAGAUUCCGAGAUAUACGAGAUAUCAGCGAUCUAUUUAACUUGCGUCAUCGUCGCUGUUAUUAUCGUCGCACUUUUUGUGGAUCCUCUUUCAAGGUAUGGAGAAAAACAACGCAAAGCUGAUAGCACAGACCUAAGCGGAAUCCAACUGUUAUCAGCGACAGCUUACCAAUUAAAAAAACCAUACCAACAGUUACUAAUACCAAUAACAGUAUGGAUUGGAAUGGAACAGGCAUUCAUCGGCGCCGACUUUACUCAGGCAUACAUUUCAUGUGCACUUGGAGUUCAAAAAGUCGGCUACGUCAUGAUAUGUUUUGGAGUCGUAAAUGCAAUUUGUUCAUUACUUUUCGGUUCGGUAAUGAAAUUUGUCGGAAGACAACCACUAAUGGCUCUGGGUGCUAUCGUACACGCGGCGUUAAUUGGAGUCCUUUUGGUAUGGAGGCCACACCCUGAAAAUGCAUAUGUAUUUUUUACGGUUUCCGGAUUGUGGGGAGUCGGUGAUGCUGUUUGGCAAACACAAGUUAACGGUCUCUAUGGUACACUCUUUAGACGCAACAAAGAAGCUGCGUUUUCAAACUACCGUUUAUGGGAAAGUGCCGGUUUCGUAGUGGCGUACGCAUACAGUACACACCUUUGUGCGCGUAUGAAGCUCUACGUGAUGCUGACAGUUCUGAUAAUAGGUUUUAUGGGUUACAUAGUCGUCGAAAUUCUCCACAGGCGCAAACAAAGGCGACUAAAAGCCCUCGCCGAGGAUCCAAAGGCCGCCCAAGCGGCAGCGGAAGCGAACUUGCCCGAAGAAACCGACGACGAGAAGGACGAUAUCGAUGACGAUAUCAUCAUAACACACUUGUAGGAGGAUUUAAAUUACCAAUCAAGUAAGCCUGACGACACAUAACGGCCAGGUCAAUUUAGCCUCUCUUACCUCGUUCGCAAGCUCGCUCGUCGACCCGCGCGACCAAUUUAAAUAUUUAAAUACUUAAAUAUAAAUAAACUAAAAGCUUUAAUUUAUGUCAAUAAUAAUAAUUAUCAUUAUUAUAUAUUAUUUAUUAUUUAAAUAAUUAUCGCGGGUUUAUUUAUAAGUUCGCCGGGGCGACGAUCGACGGAAAAAGCUUGAGCCAUUGGAUCCGUAUCGGGUUUUGUGUAAAAACUCUUUGAACGCGUCCGUUAAAUUGUACAGUAUGUUAUCGAAUAUAUAAUGGAUUAGAAAGUGUGAUGAUUUAUUAUUUAUCAAUAAAUUUAUUAAUUAAAAUCGAUUGGAGAAUCGUGAGAAGACCGACCGGUUUAGUUUUUAAACUGAUCGGCUGUCAUUGAGUGUAUCAAGGGACUCAUAUGAGCACCCGGAGAUUAUUAAGGAAUACUAAUUUGUUAUUUUUAAUUUUAAAUGUUAUAUAUAUAAAUUUAGUAUGUAAUGUGUAAUUGUUAUAUUAUAUAUAUAUAUAUCAUGUAGGCCGCGUCGCGCGUGCAAUAACACGUUUUAAAUUUUAAAAUUCAACUUACGACACUUGCGAAACAGUAUUUUUUACACGUUUAUUUAAAACGUUAUCAAGGACAUUUUCAGUUCUUAAAUAAUUCAUUGAAAUUUUUUUUUUUUAUUAAACUUAUCGGAGGAUAAUUUAUUUCAUUGUUCGGAUCUAUGUCGAGAUCUACGAGAUUAAAAUUUAAAAAAAAUUUCAAUUCCCGGCAAAUUAAAUUUGAAUUUUUUUCCCGCGUAUUUAAAAUAAAAUUAAUAAUUGCUAGUAAAAAUAAAUUCAUUUUCUAUGAGUUAAUGUCCUUGCUUACAUUGAAGACAACUUUAUAAAUAUACAUAUUUAUGUAUUUAUAAUUGUAUUUAUAUCGAUAUAUACAUUUAUAAAAAAAUAAACGGUAGUAACAAUGAUGGAUUAUCAUGACCAAUAAAUCCGAUCGUUUUUUUUUAUCGGUAAUUAUUUAUUCGGCCUUCGAUCGGUACUGUUUAAAAUAAGUACUGAGUACUGGUUGUAAUUUUUUUUUGUUAAUAAAUAAAAAGCUGAAAAAAUCAAACUAUUAUACUUUAUUACUCUGGUAUGUGAAGUACAUUACGAAUUACGAUGAUACUGAGUGUCUAUUAUGUACACGAUUAUUUAUUUUUUAUUAAUUAUUUGAGCUUUGAGUUUAUUUUAAGAAUACUUUUCUUCCCUUAGCAGGUAUUAUAUGAAAUAUGAAAUUAUGUAAAAAAAAAAAAAAGCAUUACAGGAAACAAGAAGUUGCAAGACACGCCUAUAGCAACUAUUUAUAUCCGUGCGUGAUACGAGUUUAGUUUUUUUUAAAUUAAUAAAUUGCGGGGCUCUAAGUGAUAUUAAAUUUUAAAAACAAU